AUCUUUUGGUUCUGGUUGGAUUGAUCAUACGCUCUCUUUUAGUCACCUUGGAAGUCAACCAGCUGAAGACCAAACUCAAUGAUAUGACUUUGGACAAAAACCAACUGCAGAGGGAAUACAACCAACUGAACAGCACUUAUAAUCAGCUCAAAAAUGAACUUGGUGAAGUGUUUUCUGAAGGAUGGAGAAGAUUUGGAUCCAGUUUUUACAAAAAAUUCACAGAGAGUAAAACCUGGUAUGAGAGCAGGAGGGAAUGUGAGGAAAGAGGAGCUGAUCUGGUGAUCAUUAACAGCAAAGAGGAGCAGGAUUUUGUGGGACAACUGGACACAAAUAAAAACUCCUGGAUUGGUCUGAAAUGGGAAUGGUCGACAUGGAAACAGGGACAUGAGUGGAAAUGGGUGGACGGAUCACCACUGACAACGUUCUGGGCUGCAGGAUCGUCUCAACAUCAAUAUAACCAACUUGAAUAUGCUGCAGUGUGUUGUAAUAAUGAAAAGGAAUGGACAUAUUCAUAUUCCAUUAACAAGAAAAACUGGAUCUGUGAGAAGAAAAUACAAGAUUUUAUUGUUGAAACUUAAUUAACUUAGAUAACAUUUGGUCACUUUCAUUUAUUGUGUUUCGUGUGUUAUUUAUAAAUGUGUUUAUUCUGAACUUCAUCAUGUGUACAGGGUAGUGAAGCUGUCAUCAGAACUACAGGAGAACUUGACAAUGCUGAAGUAAAAUAUAAUGAUUGUAAAUAAGUAUAAAUGCAGCUUUUCUUCACUUUGUUUAAUUGUGUUGUUUUAAUUUGAUGUUUGAGGAAUGAAGAGUUGUCAGUUAAAAUAAUUGUCUUUAUUCUGCUAAAUUUAUAUAAACAUUUGUCCUCUUGCUUCAUUUUCCCCAAAAACCAUCAGAAAUUAUAUAAACAAAAUGCAAAGUUUAUUUCAGGAACAGAGAAAAAAACAUCAGUAAACAAGUGAACUUGACAACAGCCGUUGGAUUACAGUUUUUCUCGAUUGCUUUGACACAUUUUGCACAUCAUG
Messenger RNA from Cololabis saira (Pacific saury), 1022 nucleotides. RefSeq names its product CD209 antigen-like protein A. The transcript has 6 exons. The record is from RefSeq and is a predicted model, not a curated record. Lineage: Eukaryota; Metazoa; Chordata; Actinopteri; Beloniformes; Belonidae. The coding region runs from base 84 to 578 and encodes 164 amino acids.